Molecule: messenger RNA, 7481 nt
Organism: Gorilla gorilla gorilla (western lowland gorilla)
Lineage: Eukaryota; Metazoa; Chordata; Mammalia; Primates; Hominidae
Gene: HRH2
Product: histamine receptor H2
Exons: 3
Coding region: 613-1806 (397 amino acids)
Biological process (GO): chemical synaptic transmission; gastric acid secretion; positive regulation of vasoconstriction
Cellular component (GO): dendrite; plasma membrane
Molecular function (GO): G protein-coupled serotonin receptor activity; histamine receptor activity; neurotransmitter receptor activity
Source: RefSeq, a predicted model, not a curated record
GCUGCAUCCCUGCCCGGAGCGCAGCCGGCGCGGGCGCGGGACCGAGGCGAACCGGGUGCGGAGCCAAUACCCGGGGCAGCAGCACCAGCUCCUGCCCUCCACUGACUCCAGAGAGGGAGAUCCCCAGUACUUGACUCCAUCACGCAGAUGGGAGCAGGCACCAGCUAUGGAGAGGGAUACAGCUGCGUCUCCACAUGACCCAUCCUGCAUGACACCAAAGCCACCGCCAGACAGUGCCUCGGAUUCUAUGCAAAACCUGGGAAGCGGAGACCUACCCCAGCCCCGGGAGGAAGCUAGCUCUUCAGGGGACCGUCUGAGGACUGGAGUUUCAUCCAUGAACCUGGCUUCGAGGCCUUGCUUUUCUCUCUUCUUCAUUCAUAUUCAUUCCCAACACCUUAGAAGGUGUUGCUUAAUUUAUUUCUAGAAAAGCAGCCCAGAGUCAGUCAUUGAAGCCUUCCCCACCCCCUGGCCAAAAAAAAAAAAAAAAAAAACUGGACACAUUUUGGAUCUGUUGGGAGCUUGGAGUCCAGUGGUUGGCAUAAUUGUCACAUUGGGAGCAGAGAAGAAGCAACCAGGGGCCCUGAUCAGGGGACUGAGCCGUAGAGUCCCAGGAUGGCACCCAAUGGCACAGCCUCUUCCUUUUGCCUGGACUCUACCGCAUGCAAGAUCACCAUCACCGUGGUCCUUGCAGUCCUCAUCCUCAUCACGGUUGCUGGCAAUGUGGUCGUCUGUCUGGCCGUGGGCUUGAACCGCCGGCUCCGCAACCUGACCAAUUGUUUCAUCGUGUCCUUGGCUAUCACUGACCUGCUCCUCGGCCUCCUGGUGCUGCCCUUCUCUGCCAUCUACCAGCUGUCCUGCAAGUGGAGCUUUGGCAAGGUCUUCUGCAAUAUCUACACCAGCCUGGAUGUGAUGCUCUGCACAGCCUCCAUUCUUAACCUCUUCAUGAUCAGCCUCGACCGGUACUGCGCUGUCAUGGACCCACUGCGGUACCCUGUGCUGGUCACCCCAGUUCGGGUCGCCAUCUCUCUGGUCUUAAUUUGGGUCAUCUCCAUUACCCUGUCCUUUCUGUCUAUCCACCUGGGGUGGAACAGCAGGAACGAGACCAGCAAGGGCAAUCAUACCACUUCUAAGUGCAAAGUCCAGGUCAAUGAAGUGUACGGGCUGGUGGAUGGGCUGGUCACCUUCUACCUACCGCUACUGAUCAUGUGCAUCACCUACUACCGCAUCUUCAAGGUCGCCCGGGAUCAGGCCAAGAGGAUCAAUCACAUUAGCUCCUGGAAGGCAGCCACCAUCAGGGAGCACAAAGCCACAGUGACACUGGCUGCCGUCAUGGGGGCCUUCAUCAUCUGCUGGUUUCCCUACUUCACUGCGUUUGUGUACCGUGGGCUGAGAGGGGAUGAUGCCAUCAAUGAGGUGUUAGAAGCCAUCGUUCUGUGGCUGGGCUAUGCCAACUCGGCCCUGAACCCCAUCCUGUAUGCUGCGCUGAACAGAGACUUCCGCACCGGGUACCAACAGCUCUUCUGCUGCAGGCUCGCCAACCGCAACUCCCACAAAACUUCUCUGAGGUCCAACGCCUCUCAGCUGUCCAGGACCCAAAGCCGAGAACCCAGGCAACAGGAAGAGAAACCCCUGAAGCUCCAGGUGUGGAGUGGGACAGAAGUCACGGCCCCCCAGGGAGCCACAGACAGACCAUGGCUUUGCCUUCCAGAAUGCUGGUCUGUGGAACUGAUCCAUUCAUUCAUUCAUUUGUUCAUUCAUUCAUUUGCAAACAUUCAUCCAAUUCCUACCACAUGCCAGGAAUUAUGAUGAAUACUGGGGAUGUAGAAAUGAGAUUUUUUGGGUUUAUGGUGAUGAAGUUACAGAAAAUCAAUGGCACAGCCCUGGUCUCAGCUCUGCCAUCACUCAACUUGUAUCUUGAGCAAGUUCCUCCCCAUCUCAGGCCUCAGUUUCCUCAUCUCAUAGAGAGUUGGUCUUCCCUCACCGGGCUUCCUACUUGCCCUCCAGAGUUGCCUGAAGCUCACAUGAGCGAAGGGACAUGAACAUGCUCUGCCAUCUCCCCAUAGGACAUAAGUCCACGCUGGAGCGCUGAGCAUCAGACUCAAGAAAAGCUUGCGUGGAUAUUGCAGGCCCACCAACAAGGGCUCCAGGUUCUGGAGUUGUGGAGGCAAAACUGCCUAGUGAGAACCCUACAUAUUCCCUCUGGUCCUUGCAGCUGCCACCCCCAUUCCCAGGGGUGGAGUGUCCCUCCAUAGACUUGGGUCCUGGGCCCUCUGCUCCUUCACCACUGUCCAUCUGAAGCAAGCCUGGUUGCUCCUGCACUGAACUGUGGCCUCGGGCCCUGGACCCUGCCCUCAAAUCCACCCUCCAAGUGCACACCUGGAAACUUCCACUUCCAGCCCUGAUGGGUAAAACGCCCACCUACCAUAUCCUUGCGCAAUCUCUUAUUCAGGAGGCAGCUGGAGUGCAAAGCUGACUUAGUUCACAAAGUAUAAAAAAGUACAGGGAUGUGGUUCAGCUAGAAGGUGGUUGCCACUCUUGGGUUUAGUCUUGUAUAUCACUUUGUGCUGCCAUUACUUGUUUGAGCCCUGGGUUAAUAAGCCGCCUUUUCAGUUGAGUCCUUAAGGGAACUUAUUCAUUCAAUAAGCACUUAACAACAAUAGCUAACAUUCAUUGAGCAUCCACUACUGGCCCGUUUCAGAUGUCUGACAUUGUUUCUAGGCAUUCGUUGUUCUUCAGGGGCAUCCUACUCCCACCCCUGCACCAAGUGCUAAGGGCACAAAGUGAGAUAGAGCAUCUUCCACCCUGUGCCACCCUCGGCCACCUGCAAUUGCUCAUGGUCUAGUUAAGAAGCUGACCGGUCAGAUUCCGAGCCACACAUGCCAAGGAUUGAAGCCCAGAUGGGGCUGGCGCAUGGGCCCGGGAGCCCAUCCCGGAGAGGAGACCUCUGAGCUUUUAAAUGCAAACGAGAAAGACCCUUUCAUCCAAGGCAGGGCUGGACCCUUGAGACUCAGGGCCUCACUUCAUCCUCAACACAACCCUGGGAAGCAGGGACUUGCUUAAUCUCCACUUUAUAGGUGGGAAAACUGAGGCGCACAGAAGUCAAGUAAACUGCCCCCAAGGGAUACAACCCAAAGUUGCGAUCUGAGCAACAGCAGAAAUAGCAGCGCCUGCCGCAGACUGUCCUCCGGGCUGCCGGCAUGCUGCAGGGUAUGAGUGUCCAUCUCCUGCUCUGAUCCUCGUGGGCACCCUGGGUGGGGGGCUGUGAAGAAACCAGGGCCAGCAGAGAGGUGGUGCCUCCCAGGGUCAUGCAUGCAGCCGUGGAGGCAGGGCCAGAGCCGAGUCCAGAGCCCAUGCUCCUGGAGAUCACGGCUAUGGUCUGUCCUCCAGCCCCCAGGAGCAGGGGCAGAGGGCUUUGGCAGAGAAGGGUGGGGGAGCCAGUCAGAGGGCCCCACACUGUGGUUGAGGGCAUGGAGGGCGGAGGUAGCCAAGAACAGCCAGAGGUUGAUAUUCCCACCAAGACUGCCAGGGCGAUCAGGGCCUCAUGUGUCCCUCGAUAAGCUCGGCUGCCAGUUUCCCUGCUGGCUGAUAGCAUGUCCUCCAGCUCUCCGUCUGGGGACAAACCCGCACUGACCCAGAGCCGUUAUCACUGCCAAGAUUGGGCUGUCUGCCUGAGCCAAGAAUUCCGAAGGGAACGGAGCCAGCCUGCCCUGGGUGGGGUGGGGGCACCGUCGGCCAAGGGGUGACUCCAGAAGAUAGAGUGGCCAAGCUGGCUGGUCCUCCCUUCCCUGUGGCCAACCAGCAGCCACCCCACAAUGUUCCUGCCCAGCCUCUAUGAGUGCUCUUUGCAGCACACUCAGGGCAGCUCACCCCACAGUCAGGGGCCCCGGCUGGUCCCACCAUUCGAGAACCUGCUGGCUGCCUUGUGGGCAGACACCAUCCGCCCCUUCCUGACCCCUACUGUCCACCCCUCAUCACCUCUCCCCUGCCUCCUCUCAGAUACCUCUGCUCCCAGCCGCUCCCUGUCUGCUCCAUCACUCACAGUGAGCUCCCUAAAUUAUGAAUCUCAGUGUAGUGCCCCUGCUCAGGACCCUCCUCUGCCUCCCACGGCCGCCUGCACAUAGGUAGCCCUGUGUCCAUUUCCUGUGGCUGCCAUAACACAUCCCCACCAGCCUAGUGGCCAAACACAACACACGUUAUUCCGUUGCAGUUCAGGAGGCCGGAUGUCUGAGAUCAAGGUGCUAGCAGGGCUGGUUCCUUCUGAAGGCUUCCAGAGAGCCUCCCUUUCCUUACCUUUACCCACUUGUAGGCAGCCUGCAUGCCUUGGCUCAGGGCCCCUCUCACAUCACUCCAGCCUUUGCUUCCAAGGUCACGUCACCUUCUGCUCUGCUGUAGUCAGCUCUCUCCCUCUACCUCCUUGUUAGAAAGACACUCGCAAUUGCACGGAGGCCCGCCUGGGUAACCCAUGCUACUCUCGAGCCUCAGCUUAAAUUCCAUAACGUCAUCGAAUCUGCAAAGUCCCUUUUGCCGCGUAAGGUAACGUUCUCAAGGGAUUAGGAUGUGGACACAUUUGGGGGCCAUUAUUCAGCCUCCCACAAGUCCCAACCCUCUGGCCUGUCCUGAUUUGGUCCCUGCCCACCGUCCUGCUGCCCUUCCUGCCACCUCCCCAGGCCCAGCCACCAUCCUCUGCCCCAGCCAGAAUAAACCACCCAGAGCUCAGUGAGAAGCAUUUACCAAGGACUUGCCACCUGCCAGCACUGUUUGCAGUAGAGCAGUGAGAAAGGCUGAGGCCCUCUUCUCAUAGGAAUGUUACUCUACAGCAGGCGUUGUCACGGCGUGGCCCCCACCAGCAGGGGACUCCCAGAAACAGAGGAGCUGGCCUGGGCCGCCAGCCUUAAUGAGUGGUAGAGCUAGGAUUUGAGCCCGAGUCUCUCUGAUCCCAAAGCCUAGACUCUAGGACGAAAUGCUGUCUGGAUUUGAACUUGGCCCUGUUUUUGACUAUCACCCCAGUGCUAGCCCUACAGAUACCAGAUACGGAAAAUGAGGCACAGGGAGGCAAGUGACCCGUCUGAGGUGUGAAGCAAGCUCAGGAGAGGCUGGGAGGAGAACCCUGUGUUUCUGGACCCCUGCCGAGGUCUCUUUGAGCCCUUUCCCCACCCAUUCUCUUGUUCAUGGUAAUCUCCCAAGGCAGGAGAUAAUAUUCAUUAGCACCUGGGCUAUCACAGUCUCCGGGCGUGGCCCUUCCUCAUGCCUGCACAGUCCCUGGGCCUUUGCCUGUGGCUUCAAUACUCCUGAUGCCUGGAGGGCUGCAGUCACAGCUGGUGCCUCCCCACUCCUUCCAGCUCUUCUUCUGUCCCCCAAUCAGCCCAGCAUCCCAACUGGCCCCUGACUAGCUCUCUGAAUUUGCUCUCCUUCCCUCUGAGAGGUUUUCAGGCAUAAAUUGGAUUAUACUCCACUUCUAUUGCUUAGAGUAAAACACCAAAUUCUUAUCCCUGUCUCCAAGGCCCUGCCCUGCCGCGACCUCCUCUCCUGCCCCUCUGGCCCCCCUCAGUCCAUGUGGUGUCUAACCCCAUGCAGGCCCCCCUCAGCCCAGGCCCCCUUCUUCCGCCUCUCGACUUAUCCUAUUGGCUUAACGUCUGCUCCCCCUAGAUCAUAAGCUCCAUAGGACAGGUCCCUGUCUGUGGUGUUCACUACUGGACCCUAACACGUGGCACUGUGCCUGGCACAGAACAGGCCCAGGAAUAUUGCUGAUUGAAUAAAUGAAUGAGUGGAUGUCUUGUUAUAGGCCCCCAGCAACCCUGAGAAGUGAACCCACCCCCACUGUAGAGAUUAGGAAACCACAUCUGUAAGAGGGAAGUUCCAGAAACCUCAUAAGAACUCAGAGAUUCCUGCUUCCCCUUUUUAGCUUGGAUGUCACAAUAAGUCUCCCUCCAAAUACUGGCAUCAGAGGCAGGCUUCCUGGCAGAAUCCAGUACCAGCUCUGAAUCAUAGAACCUCGGGGUGGGAACAGACUAACCCCUCUCCAACUCCAGCACAGAUGAACCCGGGAAGGUGGUGCAACUUCUGCCCAAUAGCACAGACAGCGAGCUUCUGAGUCAGGAUGGGAAUCCGGAGUUCCCAACAACCUGGACUGCAUCCACAGCAUCACCACGACGUGUCCUGGUUUGGCCAGAAGUCAGGGGCACAGCUUGAGGAGCAAGGCUGACUUUGUCUUUUGCUCCAAAUCCAAUCUCAGAAGAUGAGGCUGCAACCAUGUGUCUGAUACACACACUUCUGAAGAAGAGCUGUUGCCCAGAAGAUCAGUUUCCUUAAGGGUCUGAAUGUGUUCACCCCUUCACGAGCCCCAGCUUGUUAACUUAUACAUCCAGCUUAGUGAAAUGCUCCCUUUAGCACAUGGUUCCAGCGUUCCUGCCCGGCCUCUAUGAGUGCACUUUGCAUUACACCCAGGGCAGCUCACCCCACAGUCAGGGGCCCCAGCUGGCCCCGCCACUCGGGAACCUGCUGGCUGCCUUGUGAAGCUGCUGCCCCAUCUCACAGCUGCUGGGGGUGCUCUCCUGGGGUGUUGGAGGGUGGGUCUGCCUAGUAUGAGUCAUGGCCCCACCAUUUACAGGUUUGAUAACCUCAGGCAAGUCACUCUCCAGUCUGAGCUGCAGCUUCCUUACUGUAAAAUGCUGAUAAUCAUCAGACUUCCAUGGAAAAUGAGAAAAGGUGUAAGGGGCGCAGACAUUUAGCAUCAUUCCUGGCAUGUGACAGGUACUUCAGCAAACGAGAAUUUUCAUUCUUCACCAUCUAUCUCUUUUUCUUGUUCCUGUCUGUCUGCCUGCCUGCCUGCCUUUUUCUUUCUUUCCAUUUUAUUAUAACAGUUUUAUCAAGCUACAUUUGACAUAUUAUAGGAUUCACCUGUUUAAAGUGGACAGUUCGGUGGUUUCUAGCACAUUCAUGGAGUUGUGCAUCUACAAUCACAAUCCGUUUUAGAGCAUUUCAUCGCCCCCCAAAAGAAACCCUGCACCUCUGAGCUGACCCCCACACUCCCUGCAUUCCAUUCCCUGCACCUUCACACCGAGGUGGCCACGCAUCUGCUUUCAGCCUCUCUGGAUCUGCCUGUGUGGCAUUUCAUGGAAUAGGUGCUCUUCUGUGCCUGGCUCCCCUCACUUAGCAUAACAUUGCCACGGUGCUACCUUUAUUUUCCGCCUUUUCUUCCUUUGUCCCUUUCUUCCAUCCUUUUUGCUGUGAUUUUUCCCUCCCGUCUGUUUCUUCUUUCCUUCCCUUUCUUCCAUCCAAGGGCCCAUUUUUCCUUCCCCAAGUGUUUGGGCUUUAGGGCAGCUCGUGGCCGCUGCAGGCCCUGGGUGGAGAGCUCGAGGCUGCAUCAUGGGCCACCGGAGCCCAAAUCCCUGCCCGCCCAGCUUCUCAGGGCCUGCACUUCUGCACAGCGGCCACGCGGAGCAACGGCGCAAGCUCACAGUUAAUCCUCUUCCUCUUUGUCU